AUGUCCUGCAGGUUCUGCCGCCUGGCACGGGGCAUCAGCACCUUCGCGCGCUUCGUCCCAGAGACGGUGGUUCGGAUGGCCCAGUGUUUCUGUCAUGGGGACGUUCGCAACAUCGUGAUGAAUGGCGAGGGGAAGGGGACCCGCCUUGAGGUUUCCAGACGCAUGGUCACAAUUAUGCCCAUGCCUCGGGCAGCAAAUGUUGAUGCCUUUUGGAGUAACAGUGCACGGACAUUAAAGGCUUCACCAGCAUCUCUGAACGAUUGCGACCGCACCCUGGCCGCCAUGGCCACCAUGGCCCGGCGUGACCUGCUGUACAUGCUCAUGCGAUACUUUUCGGUCAUGAUGCGUGUAGUGGAGCUCUAUGGAGGUAUUGUGUUGGAGAUCUUGGGCGAUGGUCUCAUCGUGUUUUGGAACGCACCUGACACGGUCGAAGAUCAUCCAGGUAAAGCUUGUGCAGCAGCGCUCACACAACUUGAGGCCCUUUCAGGCUUGAAUGGUGAGUACGGCGUGUAUGAGCUCCCAGAGCUGUCGAUUCGCAUUGGCAUCCACACAGGGUCCAGCUUAGUGGGCAACAUUGGAAGUGAGUCGAGGAUGAAGUAUGGAUGUUUGGGCGAUACCAAGCAGGUCGCCAUGAAAUUAGAGGAUCUCUGCAAGUACUAUGGGGUCGACGUUAUUUGUUCCAGCAGCACAAAGAACAUGACCAUCCCGAGCAGAUUUUUCUUCAGGGAGCUCGACUACGUGCAG
Cladocopium goreaui is the source of this 744-nucleotide messenger RNA. Lineage: Eukaryota; Dinophyceae; Suessiales; Symbiodiniaceae. The record is from the annotation of a GenBank genome assembly.